This is a messenger RNA of Drosophila mauritiana, 800 nucleotides long. RefSeq lists its product as uncharacterized. The record is from RefSeq and is a predicted model, not a curated record. Bases 222 to 800 code for a protein of 192 amino acids. Lineage: Eukaryota; Metazoa; Arthropoda; Insecta; Diptera; Drosophilidae. The transcript is spliced from 3 exons.
GUUUUCGAGUGGCGCGAAACAACAACGAGUGAUACAAUUACUCUAGCUGAAAGUCAAGAGAAGAGUUUUUGACAAGUGUUAGUUGAUUAUUUUCCAAGUUUUUUUUUUUAGUGUUGGCCAGUGCUUUGGACCAGUUUCGAAGCUUCGCUUGUUUUUCGAACAAGCAUCCCCAUCAAAGUAAACACAUGAAAAGUCAUGCCAAUGGAAGCUAGGACAGUAUUAUGAUGAACUUGCUGGUGGUGAAGGAGAGCGGCGAGCGGAUCGCCGACAUCAGCUGUAGCCAGGAGCAUACUACCCAAUAUUUACCAAAACUGUCCCAAGUAGCCAAACAUCGCAAGCUGGCGCAGCUCGAGAUUGCAUCAGGAUCGGGAUUUUUGGGAUCAGGAACGGGAACCGGAACCGGAAGUGGGUGCGGUCCAGCUAUUCGGUGGCAGCUACUGCUACUGCUGCUGCUCUGUAACUGCAUUGAUCUUACCGUUUCGAACAAAAUCUCCUCAGUGGGCGCCUUCGAGCCGGACUUUGUGAUUCCGCUGGAGAACGUGACCAUCGCCCAAGGUCGGGACGCGACCUUCACGUGCGUGGUGAACAAUCUCGGGGGUCAUCGGGUGAGUGGUGACGGUUCGUCAGCCCCAGCCAAGGUAUGUAUCGGUUUCAAGCGCAGCGUUGAAUUCUCAACUUCCGUUCCGUUCCGUUCCGUUUCGAUUAGUUUCCGGUUCGUUUCGUUUCGACUCCUUUCGUUUUGUUUCCGAUCUCUUCCGUUCCGUUUCAUUUGUCAUUUCAAGUGCACAAUAUGCAUAUAA